AUGGAGUUGGUUAUGUCAAAACACAGAACUAUUUCACUUUAUUGUCUCAUGUUUCAUUUUGUUGCCAUUGCUUUUGGGACGAACACUACAAGAGUCCUAACCCAACAAGGCUAUGUCAGGGGAAUACGACAAGACAUCCAAACCCACCAGGGACAAACAAAAACCAUCUACAAGUUCCUGGGCGUUCCUUAUGUUGAGAAGCCCAUAGGUAAUCUUCGCUUUAAACCUCCACAAGCUCUUUCCAAUCAAAGAUUAAGCGAUUACAACGCUACUGAUUUCCGACCAAUUUGUAUACAAUCUGGAAACUAUUUUGAUUCAAUAAGUAGGGCAUGGCCAGAAUUCGAUCCAAAGAGAGAUAUGAGCGAAGAUUGCCUGUACCUGAACAUCUACACUCCAAGUACGAACUCAACAUGGAGAUACCCGGUGAUAGUCCAUAUCCACGGAGGAAGUUAUUACGUAGGUACCCCUACUCGUGAUAUAUUAGCAGGCGAGUACUUGCCUACACGCGGUGUGGUUCUUGUCACUAUCCAGUAUCGACUUGGACCAUUUGGAUUCUUCACUACUGGGGACUCAGAGGCACCUGGAAAUUUGGGGCUUCUUGACCAGGUAGAGGCCCUCAAGUGGGUUCAAAGAAACAUCAAUAGUUUUGGUGGCGAUAACAACAGCGUGACUCUCCUUGGUGAAAGCGCAGGAGGAUCUAGUGUGGCUUUACACUAUUUAUCACCUCUGUCAUCAGGACUGUUUCAUCGAGGUAUUGCAGUGAGCGGUGUGGACUUUUGUCCUUUCGCCUACAAACCAAAGUCUUCAGUCUUAGCUUACAGCAAAGAGUUGGUAAAGAAUGUCAAUUGUACAAGAAACAGCAGCCAAUUAAUUGUUCAAUGCCUUCAGCUAGUUUCAAGCACCAAUGUCUUCACGAAUUCAAGAUACUGGCUACUGCAGCCCUUCGUUGACCAACACUUUUUACCCGACAACCCAAAAGCGUUGAAAAAACGAGGACAAUUCCUUAAGCUUCCUUUAAUGGCAGGCUUCGUGAGCCAGGAAGGUUCUUUUGUUUUGGAAUUUGAAAAAGUAAACGUAUAUGAUGACAGAAGUUUCAGAACUUAUUUAGAAUCGUUUUUUGAACUAAAAUUCGGACGUAAGGUACACAAUGCUCAAGCUGCCUACAGUGCUCUAAAGUCUCAGUACACUCCUGACAACAAUGACCCCAGUGAGUACCGUAAGAAACUUGUAGAGAUGUUGUCUGACUUCUAUGUUACUGCACCAACCCAUCCUUCCUUAACCUUCCAGAGUGAGAACAGCACUGCUAACUUCAUGUUCGAGUUCGCUCAUCGUUCUCAAUUCCAUCCAAAACCCCAGUGGAUGGGAGUCGUCCACGAAGACACAACUGCCUACAAGUUUGGUCUACCACUUCUCAGUUCUAACCCAAGUGAGCUGAGGUUUGAUGACAACGACCGGAACGUCAGUGAUAUGGUGGUGACCAUGUUUACCAAUUUUGCCAAAUUUGGUAACCCCACUCCUACCGCUGUCAAUGGUGUGCAGUGGGCGUCCUUUAACUCUUCCCUCAAAAAUUACCUGAAAAUCCAAAGUAACCCUGUAAUGACCAGCAAUUACUAUCCACAAAGGAUGACCUUCUGGAAUUCCCGUUUCCCAAUGUUGUUUCCAAACAACAGCACUUUACCAUCCAGCACCGGGCCGCAGUCAAGGGGCACGAAAGUGAUACGAGAUGAACUUCUCAUUCUGCCGAUUUGGUGA
This is a messenger RNA of Actinia tenebrosa (Australian red waratah sea anemone), 1752 nucleotides long. Its product is annotated as cholinesterase-like. Gene Ontology annotation, molecular function: cholinesterase activity. The record is from RefSeq and is a predicted model, not a curated record. Lineage: Eukaryota; Metazoa; Cnidaria; Anthozoa; Actiniaria; Actiniidae.